AUGGCGAAGAAGAAAGAGAGAAACGUUAACGUCUCAGGAAAACCGAAGCACUCUCUCGACGCCAACCGGAGUAAUGACCCGAAGACGGAGUCGCGGUCCGCCGCCACAGUCCGCCGUCUCAAGAUGUACAAAACCAGACCCGUUCGUAACAGUGGAGGCAAAAUCCUCAGGCAAGAGUAUCAAUCCAAAGACCUUCCAAGCACUCGAAUCAAACCCGAUCGUCAAUGGUUUGGGAAUACUCGUGUUGUGAAUCAGAAAGAGCUUGAGUUUUUCAGAGAUGAAAUGGCGAAGCAUAGUUCGAGUAAUUAUAAUGUUAUUCUCAAGGGCAAGAAUUUGCCUAUGUCGCUUCUUAAUGAUCACCAGAAGCAAUCUAGGGUUCACCUUCUUGAUAGAGAGCCUUUUUCGGAUGCAUUUGGCCCUAAGACUAAAAGAAAACGUCCAAGCCUUUUGGCUACUGACUAUGAGUCUUUAGCUAAGAAAGCCGAUGGUUCUCAAGAUGCUUUUGAAGAGAAGUAUGAUGCAUCUGCAGAAGCUAAUGAAGCAGAUGGAUUUAGAGAUUUAGUGCGGCAUAACAUGUUUGAUAAAGGUCAAAGUAAACGUAUAUGGGGUGAACUCUACAAAGUGAUAGAUUCUUCAGAUGUUGUUGUCCAGGUUAUAGAUGCAAGGGAUCCACAAGGCACAAGAUGUUACCAUUUAGAGAAGCAUUUGAAAGAAAAUUGCAAGCACAAACACUUGGUGCUUUUAUUGAACAAGUGUGAUCUAAUUCCCGCCUGGGCAACAAAAGGAUGGCUUAGAACUUUGUCAAGAGAAUACCCAACUCUAGCGUUCCAUGCAAGCAUUAACAAGUCCUUUGGAAAGGGUUCACUUCUAUCGGUUCUAAGACAAUUUGCAAGAUUGAAAAGCGAUAAGCAAGCAAUAUCUGUUGGUUUCGUUGGAUAUCCAAAUGUUGGGAAGUCAUCGGUGAUCAAUACAUUGCGUACAAAGAAUGUUUGCAAGGUUGCUCCAAUUCCAGGGGAAACCAAAGUCUGGCAGUAUAUAACCCUUACCAAGAGGAUCUUUUUGAUUGAUUGUCCCGGUGUUGUCUACCACAACAAGGACACUGAAACAGAUGUUGUGCUGAAGGGCGUGGUACGUGUAACAAACUUGAAAGAUGCUGCUGACCAUAUAGGUGAGGUUUUGAAACGUGUGAAGAAGGAGCACUUGACAAGAGCUUAUAAAAUAAAAGAGUGGGUUGAUGAAAAUGACUUCCUACUUCAGCUCUGCAAGUCAUCUGGCAAACUUCUAAAGGGUGGUGAACCUGACCUGAUGACUGCAGCGAAGAUGAUACUUCAUGACUGGCAGAGGGGUAAAAUUCCCUUUUUUGUUCCUCCUCCUAGGCUGAAUGACGUGUCCGAGGCAGAGGAGCCUAAUGUUAAUGGCAUUGAUGUUGACGAGACAGUUGACCCUAACCAGGCAUCUGCUGCCAUUAAAGCUAUUGCAAGUGUUCUUUCAUCUCAGCAGCAAAGAAAUGUACCGGUUCAAGGGGAUUUAUAUACUGAGAAUGAGAUGAAGGGAGAAACUGCUGACCAACUUCCAUACACAGCAGAUGAUACAGAUGAAGAUAGUGACUCAUCUGAGCAGGAUCCAUCCACUGAGGUUCCAUCUGAGCAGCUUGUUUCUGACGAGACAGUACCAACAAGUGAAUCAUGA
This is a messenger RNA of Vicia faba (fava bean), 1689 nucleotides long. The record is from the annotation of a GenBank genome assembly. Lineage: Eukaryota; Viridiplantae; Streptophyta; Magnoliopsida; Fabales; Fabaceae.